UAUGACGUUGUCUUCCUUCCUCCCUAACCACAGACACAUUAAGCUCCAGAGUCAGAGUUAGCUUUAGAGAUGUCAGGAGUCGAGGACAUAUCAGACGAGUCUGUGGACGUGAAAGAAGACACGGGGUUUGAUGUAGAGGCUGAGGACCAGCUCGAGGAUGAUUACUUUCUUGACCCGACUCGCUAUAUCUUCUACAGAGACCGAAAGGAGUGGGCUGACCUGGAGCCUGUUCCUCAGGAUGAUGGACCAAAUCCGGUAGUGAAGAUCGCCUACUCUGAGAAAUUCUCAGAUGUGUAUGACUAUUUCCGAGCACUCCUGAAGAAUGAUGAAAGAAGUGAUCGGGCCUUCUCCUUGACAGCAGAGGCCAUUGAGCUGAAUGCUGCCAAUUACACAGUUUGGCACUACAGGCGAGUACUGCUGCAAGCCCUAUCGAAGGACCUGAGGGAGGAGAUGAGGUACAUUACUGCCAUCAUCGAGGAGCAACCCAAAAACUAUCAAGUCUGGCAUCACAGACGUAUGGUGGUCGAGUGGUUGAAAGACCCCUCAGAGGAACUAGAGUUCAUUGCGGACAUUCUCAGCCAAGAUGCAAAGAACUACCACGCCUGGCAGCACAGACAGUGGGUCAUCCAGGAGUACAAACUGUGGGACAAUGAGCUGGAGUUUGUGGAGUGCCUUCUGGAAGAAGAUGUGAGGAAUAACUCUGCAUGGAACCAGAGGCAUUUUGUAAUUUCUCACACCACAGGCUUCUCUGAUCCAGCCAUAGUGGAGAGAGAGAUUCAGUAUUGUCUGAUCCAGAUCAAGAAAGCUCCCCACAAUGAAAGUGCAUGGAACUAUUUGAAAGGGAUGCUGCAAGACCAAGGUCUGUCGUCUCCGCCAGGCCUGCUGGAGAGGAUCCUUGAGCUGAAGGAGACGCACUGUUCAUCUUAUCUUCUUGCAUUUCUGUUUGAUUGCUACGAGGACGCCCUGGAGACCAGCAACAAAAAAGAAAACGUGACGGAAGAGGAACGAAAGGAAACUUUAAUAAGCGCUCUAGAAAUUUGUCAGCUUCUGGCUCAGGAGAAGGACACCAUCCGUAAGGAGUACUGGCUGUUUUUGGGACGUUCUUUAAAGAACAAACACGGAAGCAGUGAUGAGCCUCUGGCAGACGAUCCUUAACCAUCAGUCCCAGCGUCCGGGCAGCAGGAGAUGAGCUAGACCACCAGGAGGCUCGCACCUUUUCCACUCCUAUCCUGCUUCACCAAUACUGUCAUCAGAACCAACCCAUGCAGUUUGAUAUUACUGUAAAAUGCUAUAAUGUAUGUUGCUGAGGUAGUUUCUUACAAUAGCCACUAACAUGAGAUCGCUUAGGGGAAGGGAUUGAGGUGAAAUCAAACAGAGGAUUACGUCAAUUGUCGCUUUUUUUUCACCUAAAAGAACUAGGACUUAAUAACUACUCCAUUAAGCUGUCAUUUAGUCAGUUUAUCAUCACCUUUAGAUUUUUUAAAGAGGCUGUUCUCACUAGGUUUGAAUCUGAAUAUGUUUAGAGAGAAAAAUCUACACUAGCAGGAGCUUUCUGUCAUGUUCAUUAUUCAGUUUUGUUGCUUUUUUAAAAUUUAAUUUAUAAGUUGGUUUUGUGGUAACUAAAGUUUUCCAAAUAACAGGGAUAUUUUUGAAUGGACGCUUAUUGGUAAGACUUUAAAUGGAGCAUAGUGUGUAUGUAAAACCACCAUUUCUUGGUUGUUUAGUGGUGUCUGUCAGAGAAUACAUGUAAUUGUGUUAAAUGGAGGACAGCAGAAAGCAUCUUGAAGAGAAAAGUCAAUUGUAGUAAUACUGAGAGUGGUUUGUAAAACUAUGUAUCAGUGAUAAUAAAGCAGAUGAGAGAUGAAA
Messenger RNA from Sebastes umbrosus (honeycomb rockfish), 1866 nucleotides. It is a transcript of the gene fnta, whose product is annotated as farnesyltransferase, CAAX box, alpha. Gene Ontology annotation, biological process: protein farnesylation; protein geranylgeranylation. NCBI's taxonomy places the organism in Eukaryota, Metazoa, Chordata, Actinopteri, Perciformes, Sebastidae. The coding region runs from base 70 to 1155 and encodes 361 amino acids. The transcript has 9 exons. Gene Ontology annotation, cellular component: cytoplasm; CAAX-protein geranylgeranyltransferase complex; protein farnesyltransferase complex. The record is from RefSeq and is a predicted model, not a curated record. Gene Ontology annotation, molecular function: CAAX-protein geranylgeranyltransferase activity; protein farnesyltransferase activity.